Populus trichocarpa (black cottonwood) is the source of this 765-nucleotide messenger RNA. RefSeq names its product putative inactive cadmium/zinc-transporting ATPase HMA3. Gene Ontology annotation, molecular function: cadmium ion transmembrane transporter activity; zinc ion transmembrane transporter activity; protein binding. The record is from RefSeq and is a predicted model, not a curated record. NCBI's taxonomy places the organism in Eukaryota, Viridiplantae, Streptophyta, Magnoliopsida, Malpighiales, Salicaceae. The transcript has 6 exons. The coding region runs from base 1 to 765 and encodes 254 amino acids.
AUGUGCAACACUAGGGAAGAAGUAGAUGUUGAUGAGGUCAAGUUAAACACUGUUCUUGCAGUUAAGGCUGGUGAAGUUAUACCAAUUGAUGGAGUUGUUGAUGGUAACUGUGAAGUGGAUGAGAAAACUUUAACUGGAGGGUCAUUUCCCGUUACCAAACAAGUGGAUUCCGUAGUAACUACUGCUUUAGCUGAAGACUGUGUGGCGGCUAAAAUGGCAAAGCUUGUGGAAGAAGCUCGAAACAGCAAGUCUAAAACUCGAAGAUUCAUAGACAAAUUCGCUCAGUACUAUACUCCAGCGGUGAUAUUCAUGCCGGCUGGCGUAGCACUGAUUCCAGUAGCAUUACGAGUUCAUAACCGUGAUCACUGGUUUUACUUAGCACUGAUUGUUUUAAUGACAGAGGAGAGAUAUGCUGUUUUCCAGCAAAUUAAGCAACUUCAGCAAGAACUGGCUGGUUUGGAUGGUGAUGAGCAUGUGAAUCAUUCUUUGACUACAAUGGACGCAAGUUGUGGUGAAAUGGGGUUUGCACGGAAGGUGUUUGAUGAAAUGGGUGACAGAGACUUGGUGUCGUGGAAUUCGAUGAUUUCUGGGUAUUCUAAGAUGGGUUUUGCUAAAGAGGCAAUUGGGUUGUUUAUGGAAAUGAGGGAGGAGGGGUUUGAGCCAGAUGAGAUGACGUUGGUGAAUGUUCUUGGGGCGUGUGGGGAUUUGGGUUUGGGGAGAUGGGUGGAGGGGCUUGUUUUGGAGAAGAAGAUGGAGGGUCUUUGA